Messenger RNA from Fusarium tjaetaba, 621 nucleotides. RefSeq lists its product as uncharacterized. Bases 1 to 621 code for a protein of 206 amino acids. NCBI's taxonomy places the organism in Eukaryota, Fungi, Ascomycota, Sordariomycetes, Hypocreales, Nectriaceae. The record is from RefSeq and is a predicted model, not a curated record. The transcript has 2 exons.
AUGGCUCGUCCAUCUAACAUAUUGAUGCUUCUUAGCGUCGUAGGCGGCUUUGCGGCUGCUCAGUAUGAUCAGAAGAAAGAGAACAAGGACGCAACAUGCGACAAUAAUUGUUUCUUCAAAUAUUUCACUAAUAAAUGCAACGCCGAUAAUCCCGCGUGUGUAUGCACCCUCAAAGACAUGCGCGAAAAAUUCUUCUGCUGCAUCGCUAAAAACUGCGCCGAAAACGUCUUACCAGGUAAUGCCUCCCCAUCAAUUGACCAAACUGUGAGUAAUUUGGGUACAGAGCAAAUUGAGAGAUCUUCGAGUGAUUGCGAUGCUCACGGCAUUCCUUUCACUUUCGACGCUGAGGCUGUUUGUGGAAUUAAAUUGCCUUCAUCUGAGACGGUCUCUGUUUCGGUGACUACCUCGGAAGCUACUACUGUUACCAAGGCGAAGGCUUCUGAGACUGUGACUACGACUGAGGAGGAGACAACGAAGGCUGUGACUAACGCUACGGGUUCUGAGAGCUCGGUGGCGAGUCAGACUACUUCCGCGGCUGCGGCUACUGUCACGGAUAAUAGCGCCUCAAGGGCGAAGGGUAUGGUUGCUGCGGCUGCUGUUGCGCUUGGUGUAUUUAUUUAA